This is a messenger RNA of Drosophila guanche, 2154 nucleotides long. It is a transcript of the gene kni, whose product is annotated as zygotic gap protein knirps. Gene Ontology annotation, biological process: regulation of DNA-templated transcription. The transcript has 3 exons. Gene Ontology annotation, molecular function: sequence-specific DNA binding; zinc ion binding; DNA-binding transcription factor activity. Lineage: Eukaryota; Metazoa; Arthropoda; Insecta; Diptera; Drosophilidae. The record is from RefSeq and is a predicted model, not a curated record. The coding region runs from base 61 to 1551 and encodes 496 amino acids.
AAGUGCCGAAAAAUUUAACGAGAACAAAAGAGUGAAAGAGAAAACCGAACUCCUGGCAAGAUGGUGUUCAAUUUGAUGAACCAGACAUGCAAAGUGUGCGGCGAACCGGCGGCGGGCUUCCAUUUUGGAGCCUUCACCUGCGAGGGCUGCAAGUCAUUCUUUGGCCGAUCUUACAACAAUAUUAGCACCAUCAGCGAGUGCAAGAACGAUGGCAAGUGCAUCAUUGACAAGAAGAACCGCACCACCUGCAAGGCCUGCCGCCUCCGCAAGUGCUACAAUGUGGGCAUGUCCAAGGGCGGCUCGCGGUACGGCCGCCGCUCCAACUGGUUCAAGAUCCACUGCCUGCUGCAGGAGCACGAACAGGCCGCCGCUGCGGCCGGCAAGGUACAGUCCGCGGGCGGAGUCACCUCCUCGCCUGUCGGCUCCCCACACACACCUGGAUUCGGGGACAUGGCCGCAGCCGCCGCCCAUCUGCAUCACCAGCAUCAGCAGCAUCAGGCCCAGGCCCAGGCCCAGCAGCAGCAGCACCAACGCCACCCACACAUGCCCCUCCUGGGGUAUCCCAGCUACCUGGCCGAGCCCUUCGGCGCCCGCCAUCCCGCCGAUGCCGCCGCUGCAGCGGCCCUGCCCUUCUUCAGCAUGAUGGCCACCCCCCAGUCGGCCUUCCAACUGCCCCCGCAUCUGCUCUUCCCCGGCUACCAUGCCAGUGCGGCGGCUGCAGCGGCCGCGGAUGCCGCCUACCGCCAGGAGAUGUACAAGCACCGCCAGAGCGUCGACUCGGCCGGUUCGGUGGAGUCCCAGAGCCGCUACACACCGCCCAGUGUGGCAGCAGUGCCCUCGCCCCCAGCCCGCCCACAGACUCCCAUCGAUGUGUGCCUGCAGGAGGAGGAUGUGCAGUCCGUGCACAGCCAUCACAGUCUGCACAGCCAUCACAGUCACCACAGCCAGACGCUGAUGCAUCCCAUCGCCAUCCGUGCUACACCCACCACCCAGCUGUCCGUGAGCCACCCCUCUACGCACCACUCCAGCCCCAUUCCCAUGGCCAAGUCGCAGAGCAGCAGCCCCCUCAGCUUUGCCGCCAAAAUGCAAUCCCUGUCGCCCGUCUCCGUCUGCUCGAUUGGCGGUGAGACCACAGUGCACCAGCAGCUGGAGAAGCCGCAGCAGCAGGAGCAGCCGCAGCAGAAGCAGCCCGCUUCCACAGUUGCCCAGGAUGGACCCAUGGACCUCAGCAUGAAGACGUCGCGCAGCUCCGUGCAUAGCUUCAAUGACAGCGAUGCCUGCAGCCUGCAGGACGAGCAGGAGCAGGCGCCGCGUCGCAAGUUCUAUCAGCUGGAGGCCGAGUGCAGCACCGCCAGCAGCAGCAGCAGCUCCAUCCACACCUCCUCGUCCUCCUCCAGCGAACACGAGGCCGUCAAGCGGCAGAAGCUGGGCGGUGGCCAGGAGGCGGUGGUGUCGUCUCCCUUUGGGGCAGCCACAGCGGCGGCACGCAGCGGCUUCGCGGUGGCCCACAAUGCGGCCAGUGCGAUGCGCGGUAUCUUUGUGUGCGUCUAAGCGGAUCGAUCGUUGGAGCGGUGGGAGGAGCCCCAGUUCCCUCUCCUCGCCCCCCUCCACCCUACACCACUUGUUGUUGAUUUUUUAGUGUAUUUUUUUUUGUUAAAUGUUAAUUUCAUGUGCGGGCCUCACUCGCACACGAGACAGAGACAGAGAGCAACAGAGACAGAGAUGGCGAUAGACUGGUUUGCUGGAAAGAGAUGCCCAGAUAGUUGCAUCGCACUCUCUCUCACACUCACACACACACACACACACACAUGUACUCGUACUCGAACACCUAUUGAGAGCUCAAAUCCAAAAAUUAUUUUUACAGCCAGAGAAAAUGUUUCCCCUUUUACCCAACCCAAACUCCUUGAAAAAGAAACUGUACAUAAUGUAUCUUCAUUUUGAAUUGUAUCCAAGAGGAAGUCUAGGAUCUAUAGUAUAAACAAAAGUGAGAAAAGUAGCAAGAAAAUAAGUCCCGACCCGACCCACACCCUCAAAAUGCUAUUAUUGUACAUAGAAAUUGUCAUGUCUAAGGUUCGAUCUUAAUUCUGUGCUAAGUAUUUUAUUAUAUAUUUUUAUAUUUGUAGUUUUAGUUGUAGUUACUAUAUACAUACGUAU